Molecule: messenger RNA, 791 nt
Organism: Coccinella septempunctata (seven-spotted ladybird)
Lineage: Eukaryota; Metazoa; Arthropoda; Insecta; Coleoptera; Coccinellidae
Product: 40S ribosomal protein S5
Exons: 5
Coding region: 108-740 (210 amino acids)
Biological process (GO): translation; ribosomal small subunit assembly
Cellular component (GO): ribosome; cytosolic small ribosomal subunit
Molecular function (GO): structural constituent of ribosome; rRNA binding; mRNA binding
Source: RefSeq, a predicted model, not a curated record
GGUCGAUGGCCUCUGCUUCUCCGAAGAUUUGGCCUGUCUAAUAAUGGCGGUUUUGACAGCCUCCUUUCAAGUUAAUGCUUAUGGUGGUGUAAACGUAACCGGUAAAAAUGGCUGAUGAAUUCGAUGAUGUACAAGGUAACGUAGGAGGUCUACAAAUUGCGGAACUACCUGAGAUCAAGUUAUUUGGAAGAUGGAAUUGCGAAGACGUCCAAGUCAAUGAUAUCUCAUUGCAGGAUUACAUUGCUGUGAAGGAAAAAAAUGCCAAAUAUCUUCCUCAUUCGGCUGGAAGGUAUGCUGCUAAACGUUUUAGGAAAGCACAAUGCCCUAUUGUUGAAAGGUUGACAAAUUCACUCAUGAUGCAUGGCAGAAAUAAUGGAAAGAAAUUGAUGGCUGUUAGGAUAGUGAAACACUCAUUUGAGAUUAUUCAUCUCUUAACUGGUGAAAAUCCAUUACAGGUUCUGGUUUCUGCCAUCAUCAACUCUGGACCAAGGGAAGAUUCCACUCGUAUUGGUAGAGCUGGUACAGUUAGAAGACAAGCAGUUGACGUGUCUCCUUUGAGACGAGUGAACCAGGCUUUGUGGUUACUCUGCACAGGUGCAAGAGAAGCUGCAUUCAGAAAUAUCAAAACAAUUGGCGAAUGCCUAGCCGACGAAUUGAUCAAUGCUGCAAAGGGAUCGUCGAAUUCCUAUGCCAUCAAAAAGAAAGAUGAAUUAGAAAGAGUAGCCAAAUCUAACCGUUAAUUUUUUUAUCUGUAUGAUAAUGUAAGGAAUAAAAUGUUGUUAUUCCAAAAA